Manis pentadactyla (Chinese pangolin) is the source of this 1187-nucleotide messenger RNA. RefSeq names its product leucine rich repeat containing 69 (gene LRRC69). The transcript is spliced from 8 exons. NCBI's taxonomy places the organism in Eukaryota, Metazoa, Chordata, Mammalia, Pholidota, Manidae. The record is from RefSeq and is a predicted model, not a curated record. Bases 1 to 1044 code for a protein of 347 amino acids. Gene Ontology annotation, molecular function: protein binding.
AUGGCUGAAAAGUUAUUAAUAAGAGCAUUGAAAGGUGGUAAAAACACUAGGAUUGUUACCUUGAAUGGAAAGAAGAUAACAAAGAUGCCCUCAUCAUUAGAAAGACUGCCUGGCUUGAGGACUCUAGACCUUCAGAAUAACCUAAUCUCCAAGGUGUGCCCAGAGAUAAACACCUUGACUCAGUUGACAAAACUAAAUCUGGGAAACAAUCUUUUAGAAGAAGUUCCAGAAGAGAUUAAAUAUCUUACAUCUCUGAGGAAGCUCCAUUUAUUUGGAAAUAGGAUUUAUAGAUUUGCACCAGGAGUAUGUGAUGGCUUACAAAAUUUGAUUCUGCUUAAUCUGAACAACAAUCAGCUCACACGGAUUCCUGAAGAAAUCAGCAGAUUAAAAAGCCUUACAUAUUUGAGUCUAAAUCAUAACCAGCUGGACAGCAUUCCUAAAGAACUUUGUUUCCUUAACAACCUCUCUGAACUUCAACUCAGCUACAAUAAGCUUGUUUGCAUACCUGAAGAGAUUAAAUUCUUGAAGAAGCUCCAGAAGCUUCUUCUGGUCAGGAACAACAUUGAAGCUUUGCCAGAGGGACUUUGCGAUCUUAUGAACCUAAGAACCCUGGACAUAGCUGGAAAUAUUAUUCGUAUAUUUCCCCCAGGAUUUCAGGUUCUGAAGCUGAGGGAAUUGUACUGUGAAGAAAACCCACUGUUUCUGAAACAACCAGUUACUGCUAUAAAACAGGAAGAUGUUUGGAGUCUACAGGAAAUAACAUCAAGAUUUAUAAUGAAUCAGCUAGCAGCAAAUAAUCCUUUCCUAAUGCAAGCUAUAACAUGGCACCCACAGGUCAGGGACAUAAUCUCUCAAGGAAGAAAAUGUGCAAUAUGUGGAAACUUCUUUUUAGCCAUAUGGCUGGAAUGUGUUGAGUUUGUUCCUCCAUCAAAGAAAUGGAAGAUAAGCAGAAACCUACACCUGGUACCUCUUCGAAUAUUAAUUUGUUCUUACAAAUGUUUUAAUCAACGUGGCCCUAACCUCUUUGGAAUUGCUCAGGUGUAGAGCAGGUGGGAAGCUCAUUUAGAGCCUCACAUGAUUUGCUCCAUCAGCUCUGCACAACAAUCAGAUUAUGCCCUACUUAUGAUACCAUCCUGUGCCUCUUUGUUUUGUCAAUACAUUAAGAAAAGGAAAUAAUUAACUUACUU